UUGCCGACGGCUUUCGCGUACGCCGCGCCCGGGACGGCGUGUUUUAACUCGAUGCACCGCGUUUUAGUCGAUGCGAGCGAGUCCGGUCUGGUGAACUACGUUUUAAGACCGGUACUGUUCGAGACGGCGUGCGCGAGAAGAGAUUCGUGCGCUGCGUUCGGGGCGUCUGACGACGCCAACUUGCGCCUGGCCGGAUUCGGUGUCGAGCUCGCGGUGAAAAAUAUGGAGUACAAGGCGAUUGAUGAUAGCAAGGUCAAGGCCGAAGAGGCUGAUGCGGACGACGACGCGUCGGCGCCGCUCGGCGACGAGCUCGCAGACGAGAGCGUGUCGGGAUUUAAUUUCGCUACAUUAGCAAAGAGAUAUCCGAACGAAGUCGAUGGUCUACGCGCAUUUCGCGACGCGAUGGUUGGAAAGUCGGAGCUGACCUCGGAUGCGCCUCUGAAAUUGUGGGAUAUCAAGGAUUUAGGCUUGCAGGCGACGCAGCGCAUCUCGCUCUCCGACGAUCCUCUCCGAGCCCUGGUCGAGCUCUCGCAAAAUUUCCCUUCUUUAGCGAACUCAUUGUCUCGCAUGAAACUGAAUUCGACAAUCGUUAAUGAAGUGACGAAAAAUCGCAAAAACAUGCGUCCCGGAGGGUUGAUCAUGUCGCUCAACGGCGAGAAUUUAGAACUCGACACCAUCGACAUCUACACCUUGACGGAGACCAUAUCAAAGGAGGUACAGCACGCCGCUGCGCUUCGUCGUCUUGGGUUGCCGCAAUCGAGCGUUUCAAGGCUUCUUCGCUUGCCCAAAAAGCAGCGAAGCUCUGAGGUCAAGAUUGACGUGACGAACCCGGCAAUCCUGUUUUACAACGACAUCGAGGCCGACGCGAAGUUCGCUUCGUGGACUAGGAAUUUGAAAACGUUGCUCGAACCUUCGCGAGGCGGAUUUCCGAAAGUGAGGUACAAUCUCUACAAUAUGGCCGUUUUCCUGGAUCCGUCAGACAUGUCGACGUGGGAUAUGGUUGGGAUGAUGUCCCAUUUCUACGAUCACAAAGUACCGGUGCGAAUGGCUCAAGUCGUCGUCACAGGGUUAGAUAACCCUGAUCCCGUCCUCGCUCAGACGUUUGCGAAGCAAACGGACCUAGUUUUCGGACGUCGCGUUGCACGUGCCGCAAAUUACUUAUUGCGCGAAUAUGGGCCUGUCGCACAGCACAAUUUCAUGUCUUACGUAGCGCAAAGUCGUACGGAAGAAAGACCACCGUCGUACUUCGCGCCCGCGGUAUAUUCUCCGCCGUCUUGGGAAGGUGCGAUGGAUGCGUUCGAGAAAACACUGUCAGAAUUUGCCGAUGAUCUCGAAUUUGAUGCGGUGACGUUGCUCGAAGAGUUCGCAUCUCGUUCGUCAACGAGCAUCGACAAGUACAUCGACGAAGUCCGCGCCGCCGUGAAGGCGAAAGGCUUGAUGACACAGUCGUUCGUAUUGAACGGUGUGUACGUCGAUGAAUCGCAAGGUAUGGCGUAUCGCGCAUCGUUGGAGCAAAUGGUAUCGCACCACUUGCGCCAGGAGAUGGAGAAAGUUCGAAGACUCGUU
Ostreococcus lucimarinus CCE9901 is the source of this 1566-nucleotide messenger RNA. RefSeq lists its product with no specific name. Lineage: Eukaryota; Viridiplantae; Chlorophyta; Mamiellophyceae; Mamiellales; Bathycoccaceae. The annotation marks the transcript as partial. Gene Ontology annotation, cellular component: endoplasmic reticulum. The transcript has a single exon. The record is from RefSeq and is a predicted model, not a curated record. Gene Ontology annotation, molecular function: UDP-glucose:glycoprotein glucosyltransferase activity.